Messenger RNA from Prunus armeniaca (apricot), 1141 nucleotides. The record is from the annotation of a GenBank genome assembly. NCBI's taxonomy places the organism in Eukaryota, Viridiplantae, Streptophyta, Magnoliopsida, Rosales, Rosaceae.
CCCCACAUGGAUGGACCUCAUCCUUCAGUUUUUGCAGAACCAGACACUAUCUGCUGAUCCUGCUGAAGCACGGCGUGUUCGCUAUCGCUCUGCUCGAUACCUAAUCAUCAAUAGCGCUCUAUACAAGCGUGGCUUCAGCCUCCCCUACCUUCGGUGCCUGACCCAAGAGGAAGGUCACUAUGUCCUCCGGGAAAUCCAUGAAUGCAUCUGUGGCAAUCAUUCAGGCACUCGGUCACUAGCACAUAAAACCAUUAGGCAAGGAUACUUCUGGCUCUCACUUCACACUGAUGCCCAGACCUUCACCCAGAAGUGCGAUAAGUGUCAGCAAUUUGCCAACAUACCACAACUUCCAGCUGAGCCAUUGACAGCCAUGGUUAGCCCUUGGCCACUUGCCCAAUGGGGACUUGACCUCAUUGGACCUAUGCCUGAGGGCAAAGGCCAAGUCAAGUAUGCAGUUGUAGCUGUGGACUACUUCACCAAGUGGGAUGAGGCCGAAGCCUUAGCCACCAUCACUUCAGCCUACAUUGAAACUUUUGUUUGGCAAAAUAUCGUAUGUCGCUUCGGCAUCCCCAACACCAUUGUCACAGACAAUGGUCGGCAAUUUGACAAUGCAAAGUUCAAACAAUUUUGUUCCAACCUCAAGAUAAAGCUUUGCUUCGCCUCCCCAGCCCAUCCUCAGUCCAAUGGCCAAGUCGAAGCCGUGAACAAGAUCAUCAAGAAAACUCUAAAGACCAAGCUUGACAAAACUAAGGGUUGCUGGCUAGAGCUACUCCCAAAGCCCACAUAUCGAACCUCCACUUAUGAGGCCGAAGCCAAUAUCGAGCAGUUAGCCCUGAACCUCGACUUCAUUGAUGAGCUUCGUGACCAAUCCAACAUGCGCAAUGUCACGUACAAACAGUGCAUCGCUAAGUACUAUGACUCCCGGGUCAAACUCCGUGCUUUCAAGAUUAGGGACUGGAUUAUGCGCAAGGUUUCCUUGGCCACCAAGAGUCCUACUAAAGGUACCUUGGGCCCAACAUGGGAAGGUCCUUAUGAGGUUACUAAAGUCUGCCGCCCCGACACUUAUCAGCUUCGUGAUCCCAAGGGCAAGACCUUGCCUCAUUCUUGGAAUGCUGAUCACCUCAAGUACUACUAUAAGUAA